UGCAAGUCAUGGUGGCAUCCGUCGCCCACCCUGGAGGGGAGGGGGUGGCGCCCGGCCGGUCCCUAGUCCCCGACAAUCGGUGCGUUGGGUGCGCAAGCGACUGCGCUGCACUCAUUAGACAUCCACUGUAAAGACGUGGGCCAAGUGGGAGUCGAACAUGUCCCUUCCCAACACACAUAUGUGUGUAAAGGCAGCUGAGAGCCGAGGUGAUGAUGCCGGCCGCCGGCGCCUGGGGCCUAGGCCGCUUGCCGCAUAGCAACAGGUCCCGCCCCUCGGUGCGGGGCCGGAUGUUGUGAGGUGGCGGGCGGCGAGUGGGCAGGCGGCGCGUCAGUCAGGCUGGCGGAUGACGCGUAAGUGGGCGGGUCCAGCCGGAAGCGGAAGCGGCGGCUGCUGCUGAGGAGGAGCCGCUUCCUGCUCCUUUAUUUAGUCUCCAGUCGCACACGUUGGAGUUCGCCAGCAACCGGCGGCCCGAGUCACAACACAACAUAACAUAACAAAACAAGGCGGGCCCAGGCUGCCAGUGCGGCAGAGUGACCGUGAAGUCCAAGCAGACACGCCCAGCCUCGGGCCUAGCCGCCCACUGCAGGAGCCGGGCCGAGUGAAGGCCGCCCGGGGACAAAAGCCGCCCGCCGCGCUGCUACAAGGAGGGGAAGGAGCAAGGAGUAGACACAGAGAGAGAGGAACACAAGCAGGGAGUGGCCGGCCGCCUGAGACUAGUUCCUUUGUGCCUUGAGGAGAGAGCGGAGCCUGUGGGCGGCCGGUGGGUGCCCGCCCUCCGCUCUAACCCGCAAUUAGCCCGCUGGUCGUGGGUGGGAAGAUGCACCCCCUGAAGAAGUACUUCACCGAGGGGCUCAUCCAGUUCACCAUCCUGCUGAGCCUGAUGGGGGUCCGGGUGGACGUGGACACUUACCUGAACGCUCAGCUGCCUCCACUGCGGGAGAUCAUCCUGGGCCAGAGCUCGGCUUACACCCAGACCCAGUUUCACAACUGGAGGAACACGCUGGGCGGCUACGACCUUCACCCCAAGAGUGUGGACCUAGACUACUACUUCACGGCGCGGAGGCUGCUCAACGACGUGAGGGGCCUGGACCGGCUGCUGGUGCCCAGCACCGAGCUCAGCGCCUGGCUGGUGCACAGUGGCAGCAGCCGGGAGGCGGACGGCUCGGUGCCCGCCUCGCAGCCCAGUUUGCCCUUGGACAACACGAGCGGAGUGAACGAGGGAGCGGUCGCGGAGAACAGCGACAGGGCCAAUGGCUCAUCCGAGCAAGUGGAGGAAAGUCUGGGAGCUGUCGGGUUGCCAAUGAGCAGCGAAUUGACCAAGGAGGACAUUGAUCUGAUUGAUAUCCUAUGGAGACAGGACAUAGAUCUGGGCGCUGGCAGAGAGGUGUUCGACUACAGCUCCAAGCAGAAGGAGAACGGACAAGGUGAGGAAGAUCAGAGAAAGAAGACUGAAGAGGACAGUGCAAGCGGGAGGAGUGGUUUGCUGCAGGGAACUGCUCACGUGGAUGGGGAGACUGGAGAAAGCAUCCCGGAUCAGGUGCCGGAGUUGGUGGACCAGACGCCUUCCUUUGAGGAAUGUCUCCGUCUCCUGGAGGAAACGUUCCCGUUCGCUGAGGAUUCUGAGUUUCCAGCGGCCGUGUCUUCAGAGCUGAAUGAGGCUUUAGACAGUGCUCUGGCCAGUACCAGUGACAGCCCGCCUGCAUCCUCACAGACCACCCUCCGUCCACCCCUCCUCACGCCACAGGACACUCCUUUAGACCUAGAGCAGCAGUGGCAGGACCUCCUGUCCCUCAUGGACCUCCAGGACAUGGACAUGGGCGACAGUGCAGCCUCGUUUAGUGACGAUACUAGCAACGGCAAUGCUGAGCUGCCCAUGAGCUACAUCCAGCCUCCCACCACCACCAUCAACCAGGACGUCAGCCUCCAUGAUGCCACCUUGCCUCUGUGUGGACAGGAUUUCCCUCCUUUCUUCAAUGCCAACGUGGCAGUGGGCAGCGGCCCCAGCCUCCAGCCUCUGGCCUCCACCAACUCCACCGACUUUAACACCACCUUCGGCUCCACCAACUUCACCGGGCUUCUCUUCCCUCACCGCAUUAACGGGACGGGCAAUGAGACGUGUAGUCCAGCCAUGGCGGACCCUCUGAGGGGGCUGCUGGACGACGCCAUGUUGGAUGAGAUCAGCCUGAUGGACCUGGCCAUGGAGGAAGGUUUCGGCCCAAUGGAGACGUCCCAGAUUGAAGAGGAGCUCGAUUCCGACUCGGGCCUCUCGCUCGACUCCAGCCAGAGCCCAGUUUCCCCCAGCAGCUCGGAGUCCUCAUCCUCCUCCACCACAUCCUCCUCCUCCUCCUCCUCCUCAUCCUCCUCUCUGUCGCUUUCCGAGGAGGGAGCGGUGGGCUACAGCUCCGAUUCAGAGGACACGGAUUCGGAGGAGGGCCAGGGUGCGGUGGGAGGCCAUCAGCCGGAGUUCAGCAAGUUCUGCCGCAUGAGUUACCAGAACCCCAGCUACUUCCACUCUCCGCCCUACCUGGAUCAGAUCCAUCACAACCACACCUACAACCUCCCGCCCGGAGCCUCUGCCUCCAGCCCCCACUCCCCCCCCGGCCCCGGCUACAAAGCGGGGUUCAGGGAGACCCGUCGCAGCUGCAUCGACCUGCACGUGGGGCGGGACGAGCGCCGGGCCAGGGUGCUGAAGAUCCCCUUCACCAACGACAAGAUCGUCAACCUGCCUGUGGACGAGUUCAACGAGCUGCUGAAGAAGGCCCAUCUGACGGAGCCCCAGCUCGCCCUGAUCCGCGACAUCCGGCGCAGGGGCAAGAACAAGCUGGCGGCUCAGAACUGCCGCAAGCGCAAGCUGGACACCAUCCUAAACCUGGACCAGGAUGUGGAGCAGCUGAAGAAGCAGAAGGCCCGGCUACUGAAGGAGAAGGUGGACUUUGUCAAGUCCCUGCGGCAGAUGAAGCAGAAACUGCAGGGCCUUUACCAGGAGGUGUUUGACCGCCUGCGCGAUGAGGACGGGAGGCCCUAUUGCCCCAGCCAGUACACCCUGCAAUAUGCCAACAACGGCAGCAUGCUGGUCAUGCCUCACACACUCAUCACCCAGCAGGGCAAGCCGGACAAGAAGAAAGGCAGCAAGAAGAAGUGAGACCCACAGCCCGGCCUGGCACUGAACUCGCAAAGCGCUCACCGUAAAAGCCGCAUCGCUGGCUUUUUAAAAA
Amblyraja radiata (thorny skate) is the source of this 3215-nucleotide messenger RNA. RefSeq names its product nfe2 like bZIP transcription factor 1b (gene nfe2l1b). Gene Ontology annotation, cellular component: nucleus. The transcript is spliced from 5 exons. The record is from RefSeq and is a predicted model, not a curated record. Gene Ontology annotation, biological process: regulation of transcription by RNA polymerase II. The coding region runs from base 818 to 3142 and encodes 774 amino acids. Gene Ontology annotation, molecular function: RNA polymerase II cis-regulatory region sequence-specific DNA binding; DNA-binding transcription factor activity, RNA polymerase II-specific. NCBI's taxonomy places the organism in Eukaryota, Metazoa, Chordata, Chondrichthyes, Rajiformes, Rajidae.